AUGGAAAAUGAACACGUGUCUUCGUCAAAAAUUUCAACGGACUGCUCAAACAACAACGAGAACAUCCAAAACACUGAAAAUCAGUACAAAGAACUAUUGGAUGAGGAACAUAAAAGAAGGGAUCAGCGUGACACAGAUUUAGACCUAGAUCUUCGAACUGUCCUUCCAAAUUGUGAUUCUGUUUCUGAGAACGCGGGCUCGGAAAAACUUUCGGCCGUUCUCGAACAAGCGGAAGAAUCGUCAGUGAUUUUAAAGGAUGCACAAUCAGUGGAAGAUGAUCAGGAAGAUAACGAAUUAAACUGGAUUCAUCGGGAACGUAUAGAAUCGCUCGGUGAAGUAAUGAGGAAUUUAAAAGAAGAACUGAAAAGGGAAAUAGAACUUUGGAAGAAGGAACGAGAAGAAUUUCAACUUUUACGUGAAAAAGACGACGCAUUGGCUCUGGAGGAGGCAACUGCAGCUGCACGGGCAGCUGCAGUUGCUUAUGCUGCUGAAUCGCCAUUAUCUAACAAUUUGGGAGAUCUUUUAGAUAUUACUUCAGAGGAUACGUUCAGAGAAUUAACGAUACUUGAGUAUGAAAAAAAAUUGGCCAAAUAUCAAGAUGAAUAUUCAUUUAGCCAGGCGGAGAAGCGUUAUAAUGCCCGAUGGAAAAUUGUUGCAAAUGCGUACAAGCAAAAACUAAUGGAAGUGGAACGACUUUGUAACGAGGAAUUGGAAAAAGUUCAGGAGAACGUGCAUCAUUUGCAACCACUGAAGGAAAUGGUGUCACAAUGGUAUGCAGAUGAAGAAAAUCACGGUGACUCGAUUAAAAGGACCGAUUUUGGUAGGAGUGCACAAAAACUCAACACUUUUAACGAAGAUAAUAUGCAUAAUCGUAAUAAGUUUCAAAAAAUCGACGCGGAGGUCAAUAUGGCGCCAGAAAUAUUCGUAGCCCGGUUCAAAUCUGACGAUUUAACGAAAACAGAUACAUUUUAA
Habropoda laboriosa is the source of this 972-nucleotide messenger RNA. RefSeq lists its product as uncharacterized. NCBI's taxonomy places the organism in Eukaryota, Metazoa, Arthropoda, Insecta, Hymenoptera, Apidae. The transcript has 3 exons. The record is from RefSeq and is a predicted model, not a curated record. Bases 1 to 972 code for a protein of 323 amino acids.